Corylus avellana is the source of this 2024-nucleotide messenger RNA. RefSeq lists its product as uncharacterized. NCBI's taxonomy places the organism in Eukaryota, Viridiplantae, Streptophyta, Magnoliopsida, Fagales, Betulaceae. Gene Ontology annotation, molecular function: N6-(1,2-dicarboxyethyl)AMP AMP-lyase (fumarate-forming) activity. Gene Ontology annotation, biological process: IMP biosynthetic process. The record is from RefSeq and is a predicted model, not a curated record.
CAAAAAGCAAAAAAGACCGCGAAGAAAACCCUCGAGCUUGAGCUCUCUGUGCCUAACCCUCUCUCUUUACGCAUAGUCUCGUUGCGAUUCAUGGAGCUUGGAGGAGCUUCUUCUUCUUAUAGGGUUUUCAACGGCACCCAGUUCUCUUGCCCCAGCGCCUUCCCGAUAAAAUCUCAAACGCCGACGGGCCUCUCGAGCUUGCCUUGUCUUCGUCCUUCAAAUGCUUCGUUUCGCAUUUCCACCACACCUUCUCGCAGAGAUUGCAGUUGCAAAGCGACUCUAAAACAGACCAAUAUGGCCACGGCGAAGGUGGAGAAGAUGUCUGGAAAUGAAUUUGAGCUUUCAGGUUUAACGGCUUUGUCACCGUUGGAUGGUCGUUAUUGGAGUAAAGUUAAGGACUUAGCUCCUUAUAUGAGCGAGUAUGGUCUAAUCUACUUCCGCGUCUUAGUUGAGAUCAAAUGGUUGCUAAAGCUUUCACAAAUUCCUGAAGUCACAGAGGUUCCAAGCUUCAGUGAAGAAGCUCAGUCAUAUUUGCAAGGACUGGUUGAUGGCUUUAGCAUGAAUGAUGCCUUGGAAAUUAAGAAUAUUGAAAAAGUGACAAAUCAUGAUGUAAAAGCAGUGGAAUACUUCUUGAAAAAGAAAUGCCAAUUGCAUCCGGAGGUAGCUAAGGUGCUUGAGUUUUUUCAUUUUGCUUGCACAUCGGAAGACAUCAAUAAUCUUGCCCAUGCAUUGAUGCUUAAAGAAGCAAUGAACUCUGCCAUAUUCCCUGUCAUGGAUGAACUGAUUAAGGCAAUAUGUAACAUUGCUAAAGAUAAUGCUCACAUUCCAAUGCUUUCUCGCACUCAUGGGCAGCCAGCUUCACCAACGACUUUGGGGAAGGAAAUGGCAGUUUUUGCCGUCAGGUUAAGCAGAGAAAGGCGAGAAAUUUCUCAGGUUGAGAUAAUGGGGAAGUUUGCUGGUGCAGUUGGUAAUUACAAUGCACAUCUUGUUGCAUAUCCUGAUGUUAAGUGGCCUCAAAUUGCUGAAGAUUUUGUAAAAUCACUUGGACUGAGUUUUAAUCCCUAUGUUACUCAGAUAGAAACCCAUGACUAUAUGGCAAAACUUUUUCAUGCAAUCAUUCAGUUCAAUAAUAUAUUGACUGACUUUGAUAGGGAUGCAUGGGGCUAUAUAUCUUUGGGUUACUUUAAGCAGAUAACUAAGGCUGGUGAGAUUGGGUCUUCAACUAUGCCUCACAAAGUGAACCCUAUUGAUUUUGAAAACAGUGAAGGUAAUCUUGGUGUUGCUAAUGGAGGUCUUUCUCAUCUAAGCAUGAAGUUACCUAUUUCACGUUGGCAGCGUGACUUGACUGAUUCGACUGUUCUGAGGAACAUGGGUGUAGGAUUAGGGCAUUCAAUUCUUGCCUACAAAAGCACACUACAGGGGAUAACAAAGCUUCAGGUCAAUGAAGCUCACUUGAGUGAGGACUUGAACCAGUCAUGGGAGGUGCUUGCUGAACCAAUACAGACUGUUAUGCGAAGAUAUGGUGUUCCUGAACCAUAUGAGAAGCUAAAGGAGCUAACAAGAGGAAGAGCAGUUACUAAAGAAAGUAUAACAGAGUUUAUCAAGGGCUUGGAUUUACCUGAAGAAGCAAAGACCAAUCUGUUGAAAUUAACACCACAUAGCUAUGUUGGGGCAGCCGUUGAAUUGGCCAGGACUGUAGACAUAGCUGUGAAUUUGGUGAAUGGCGUGGUGGUCUUUGAAAACUAAUAGUUGAAUGAGCUCAACAAGGUAUUUAAUGGUUUACUACAGGGCAUUGUUGCACUACUGGACGAAUCUUCAGUGCCCCAUAAAUCAAUCAAUGAUCAGGUAAAACGUGAUUUAUUGGAAAUGUUAAUUUUGUCGGAAAUGAGGAAAAGAAUAAUUUGUCUCCUGAUAAAAGAAUGGGCAACUGUAACUGAAUUGAUUGUUUCUCAUGUGUUUGAAUGGCUAAGUGGGUCGAAAUUUUGUAGGCAAUUUUGAUCCAAAUAUAAUCAUAAUCUUUCUCA